This is a messenger RNA of Phaeodactylum tricornutum CCAP 1055/1, 1179 nucleotides long. RefSeq lists its product with no specific name. Bases 1 to 1179 code for a protein of 392 amino acids. The record is from RefSeq and is a predicted model, not a curated record. Lineage: Eukaryota; Bacillariophyta; Bacillariophyceae; Surirellales; Neidiaceae. The transcript is spliced from 6 exons.
AUGGAAGGCUAUUUGCCGGGGCCGGAAUGUGCUUCGGGCGAUUCCCAGCUCCCCCAGGGGACUGGAUUUCGUCUAUUAUGGUACUUUACAAUUAUAACCAAACUCCUUAGUGCAGUCCCCAUUGCUUUGGAUGAGAGGACAGACGAGAUUGACAAACGUCACAAGGGGGAAAUUCAACCCGAGCCAGGAUCCCUUCUUCGCCGGAAACAUCGGUUCGCGACCAACGCCAAAGGGACACGUCUCCCUCCCGGCACGCAAACCCCAAACGUACCUUUGCUCUUUUUUUUUUUCGUACGAAAGACAGCACGCAACAAUGCUUCGUUCCUGGUCGAGAGUCACGAUUGGACUAAGCUUGCUCGUGUCGAGCACCGACAUCGUGGGAGCCUACCAACCGCAACCACCACCGACACGUCGGGCCUUGUUCGAUCAAGCGAUUGCCGCAACGGCAGCGGCUGUCGUGGCGGGAACGACUUGGGCGGGAGGGCCACCGGCACCCGCCUGGGCGUCGGUAUAUACGUGCAUGACACGACACGACGGUCCCAGAAUUUGGUCGACAGAACUGGAAACUUCUCGAUCGUGGAACUCACGUGCUCGGCCGCUCGCUCACUCUCCCCCGUCAUGCUUGCGCAUGCCAAAUACUACAGGACCAUUCCGAUUGCGAAACGACGUUAUUAUGGACGCGUCCAGCAAGCAGUGCACGAAUUCUUGGCCAUGGGAGGCGAUGUCGUCAAGGGUGACUUUACCGCGUUUCCCGUCCAAAACUUUUUCGACGUGGAAGGAACCGUGAUUGUCCCCGCCAAACGCAAAGACAUUCGCGGACAGUGUACCAAAAAAGACCAGGAUUGUAAAGGCAAAGAAAUUCGGGACAGUCGCUACAACGACAUGAAGGCUAGUAUGUACCUGCUAGGCAACGCUUUCCGGACGGAUCAGCAAAAACCUCCCGAUCGAUUACCGACCGUAAAGGCCGCCCGGGCUUUUUUCAAGGAAAUCGACGCCAUGGAAAAGCUAGUUGCUAAGAAAAAACCAAAAGCCGGAGACCCCGUCGUCGUUGGACACUAUGCGGCGGCUUUGGAAAUUCUAGACACAUACCUUGACUUGGUCGAACUUCCUCCGACGAGUUCUGGUCACUACGAUAAAGACUUUGAUACGCUCGUGGGAGAAUCUGCGCGCAUCACCUAA